ACCCUGCCCGUGAGCAAUCUCCCAACUUAUCUCUGUUUGCUAUCUCUAUUCAGUGUAACAAAUAUGGCCGAAUUGUUGCUAGAUCCAAAUAUUCGAGGAUGGGUGUUUCUGCCAAUUGUUGUGAUCACAUUUUUCGUCGGAAUCGUUCGACAUUACAUUUCCAUAUUACUAGCGACGCAGAAAAAGGUUGAGCUCCAGCAAGUUCAGGACAGCCAGGUGAUGAUUCGUUCGAGACUUCUGAGAGAAAAUGGGCAAUAUCUCCAUGAGGCUGGAUUCGUCAUGAGACGUCAGUUUUUCAAUAACGAAGAAACUGGGUACUUUGUCACGCAGAAGAGAGCGGCGGUCUCGCAGAAUCCUAUGACGGAUCCCAGCAUGAUGACCGAUAUGCUGAAGGGGAAUGUAACUAAUGUUCUGCCUAUGGUUCUCAUUGGAGGAUGGAUUAACUGGAUGUUCUCUGGAUUUGUCACGACCAAGGUCCCAUUUCCUUUGACGUUACGCUUCAAGCCUAUGUUACAAAGAGGCAUCGAGUUGAGUACUUUGGAUGCUGCGUGGGUCUCUUCUGCAUCUUGGUACUUUCUUAACGUAUUUGGGUUGAGAUCGAUCUACACCCUCGUCCUUGGAGAGAACAAUGCUGCCGAUACGUCUCGUCUUCUCCAAGAUCAAGUGUCCGGAGCAGCCAUGUCGAUGCCCCCAGACCCAAAAGCUGCAUUUAAGUCCGAGUGGGAAGCGUUGGAGAUCUACGAGCACAACUGGGUUCUCUCUAAUGUAGAGAACGAACUCAUCAAACAUACCGUCGACUCGGAGAAAACCAUUUACCAUCAAAGCAAAACAAAUUAAUUUAUAAUACCCUGUAUGUAUAGGAAAAUAAAUCUUUUAAUUUAAAAUCUAAUUAUAAGGUUAAGGAAAUGAAGUGUGAAGAUAGCAAUACUUUAAAACUGGCUCGGUCAGAAUUGCCAGUCAAAUUUUUAUCGUGUCAUAAAUAUUCAACCGCUUGUCUCAGUUUAUACUCCGAGAUGACUUUGAUUAUAGAUCAACAGUUUUCAAAAUUCCGCAAAAAUUAGUCGCUUAACAUUAUCAUUCAAAAGUCUGUCAAGUUUAACAAAUCAAACUUCAAAACCAUUCUUCCGAUAA
This is a messenger RNA of Orussus abietinus, 1131 nucleotides long. It is a transcript of the gene EMC3, whose product is annotated as ER membrane protein complex subunit 3. Gene Ontology annotation, cellular component: EMC complex; membrane. Gene Ontology annotation, biological process: protein folding in endoplasmic reticulum. The coding region runs from base 64 to 837 and encodes 257 amino acids. The record is from RefSeq and is a predicted model, not a curated record. Lineage: Eukaryota; Metazoa; Arthropoda; Insecta; Hymenoptera; Orussidae. The transcript is spliced from 3 exons.